AUGCAUCAAGUGCAGGGCAAAGUGUUUCUAGUCACCGGAGGAGCGGCCGGUAUUGGUGAGGGAGUGGUUCGUGCAUUAGUGGAAGAAGGUUCAAAACAUAUCGCUGUCUUAGAUUUAGAUGAGAAAGGUGGAAAAGCGCUGGAAUCAGACUUAGUGACAAAGCACGGAACGGGAAAAGUCAAAUUCUACAAGUGUGACAUCACUACAGACGAUUUGAAUGCAGCAUUCGAUGAUGUGAUACAUAAUUUUGCAUACAUAGACGGCGUUAUCAACUGUGCUGGCAUUUUGAACGAUAACCCGAAUGUGUACGCUAAGGCUAUUGCAGUUAAUGUGACGGCUCUUAUAACAAGUUCUUUGAAAGCAUAUGAGCUGAUGCGCAAAGACCGUGCGGGCAAAGGAGGCACUGUCAUCAACAUAGCGUCUAUAGCAGCGUUGUCGAGAGCCCCGUUUGUUCCAAUCUAUGGUGCAACUAAGAUCGCUGUUUUACACUUCAGUAAUGCUCUUGGGAUGGAACCGACAUACUCUAGGAGCGGAGUUCGAGUGCUAACCGUAUGCUUCGGUUGCACGGACACGACAUUGCUGCAGAGUAGCAAAUUUGGGGUAUUCGAACCUGAACAGUUGGGGGUUCUGAUAAAGUACAUCAAAGAAGCUCCCAUGCAAAAGCCUGAGUCCGCAGUCCGUGGGAUGUUAGAAGUGUUUAAGAAAGGUGAAAGCGCUUCCACUUGGUUGAUAACUGCUGACAAACCUGCUGAGGAUAUCACUUCCUACGUGAACGAAGCUUAUAAAAUAAUGAGCCGACAUCAUACAAACGCAUAA
This is a messenger RNA of Chilo suppressalis (striped riceborer), 816 nucleotides long. The record is from the annotation of a GenBank genome assembly. NCBI's taxonomy places the organism in Eukaryota, Metazoa, Arthropoda, Insecta, Lepidoptera, Crambidae.